GAUGAUGCGCGCGAAUGAUCCGCGGGGUGCGCGCACUGACAGCUGAAGGUUCUCCGCGAUGACGGACACUCCGAUGGCCCAUCAUCAUCAUCAUCAUAUCCAGCAGCAUCAGCAUCCGUGUCCCUGAGCUCCGGACAGCAUCAGCAUCCUCCUCAUCCUCAUCCGUCCUCCAUGCAGCAGAGCCGCCGCGCAGCGCCUGUCGCGUUUCUCGCCGUCUGUCCGCGCUCCUCCUCCGCCAUCCUCUGCGUCUGAAGUCGCUCCGCGUCCAUCACCUGCUCGCCGUGUCCCGUCUCCAUCCUCCCGCAGGAUGCUGUCCUACACCGGGAUGCUCGCGCUGCUCCUCGUGAUGCUCCCAUAUGUAUCAUCUCAGAACGCUGGGUUUGUGAAGUCGCCGAUGUCAGAGAUAAAGCUCACCGGAGACGCCUUUGAGCUGUACUGUGAUGUGGUUGGUAACCCCGUGCCGGAGAUCCAGUGGUGGUACGCCGAUAUCAACAGGGCGGACUCCUUCAAGCAGCUUUGGGACGGCGCCCGCAAGCGUCGGGUGUCCAUCAACACGGCGUACGGUGCCAACGGUGUGAGCGUGCUGGCCAUCUCCCGCCUCACGCUGGAGGACGCCGGGAUCUACGAGUGCAGGGCCAGCAACGACCCGCGCCGCAAUGACCUUCGCCAAAACCCGGCCAUCACCUGGAUCCGAACGCAAGCCACCAUAUCUGUGCUGCAGAAGCCACGGAUCAAUGCUUCCGAUCAGGAGAUUUUGCAGCCUAAAAGUGGUCAGGAGUUACCCAUCACCCUUCAGUGUAACCUCACUAACUCACACAGCACCCACCGGGAGACCUUCUGGAUGAAGAACGGACAGGAGAUUUCCAACACAAGGACGGAGCACAAACACACAGAGUUCAAGUUAAGUAAACCGAGGACAGACGAUUCGGGUGAAUACAUGUGUGUCUACACCUUUAAGUCUGCUCCCAAUGCUAACGCUUCCAUUGAGGUCAAAGCUGCUCCGGAAAUCCUCGGCCACAAACGAAGCGAGAACAAAAAAGAAGGUGAAAAUGCAACGCUGUACUGCAAAUCAGUGGGAUACCCACAUCCUAUGUGGUUGUGGCGCAAGAAAGUUGGACGGGGAUCUUACAUUGACAUUGAUAACAGCACCGGCCGCUUCUUCAUCAUCAACAAAGACAACUUCACAGAGCUGAGUAUCAUCAGUCUGGACAUCCGCACAGACCCGGGCGAGUACGUCUGCAAUGCCUCCAACAUCAUCGGCUCCAGAGAGUCCAUGACCAUCCUGCGGGUGCGGAGUCACCUCGCCCCGCUGUGGCCUUUCCUGGGCGUCCUGGCCGAGAUCAUCAUCCUCGUGGUCAUCAUUGUGGUUUACGAGAAGCGCAAGAGGCCAGACGAGGUUCCAGAUGUUUGAGAGCUUGCAUGUCUUGAGAAAUGUCUGCUUCUCUUUGUCUCCUCAUUCAGGCUGGGAUGUCAACGCGUGCUUAUCUAAUUAUCAAAAGAUAUUAAAAAGCUGUUGUGAAUGAUGAGAUGUGUCAUGAUGAGUCAUCAGCAGUAUUCAUUGUCAACAUUUAAAAUAUUUAUUUUUAGUAUUUCAUUCAUCAAGGUUUAGGAAAUUAAAAAAAAAUUUUUAGCUUCUAAAAUAUAGUCAAUGGAUGAAUCUCAACAAAACAUUUUUUUGACAUAUUUCACCUUUAUAUUAAAAUAAUUAUUAUAUAUAUAUAUCAUUUUUUUUUCUUAAUUAUUAUUAUUUUUCAUCUCCCUUAUUGUAUUAAAAUAGUUAAUGAAACUGUGUUUUUUUUUUUUUUAAUCAUGAAAUAGUAGUACAACAUAUACCACAGUGACAUUUGGAUAAUUAACAAUUGUAAUAAUAUUUACAAUCUAUAAAUAUUACAUUUUAUUUAUUUAUAUUUGCAUUGCAUUGCAGUAAUGAUAAUUGGAGAGUACGUGUAGUUAGCUGUAAAAAAAACAUUUUAUAUUUAAAUAUGAUUUAAUAUUUAACACAGUUCUAAUUAUAUAUACUACAAGUUUAAUUAAGAUUUGUACAUAUUUAUUUUUAUUUUAUAAAAUAUAUUUUUUAUAUAAAAUAAAUAUAUUUAAUUACAUAUACAUAAUUAUUAUAUUUUCAUUAUACUGUAUAUAUUUAUAUAUUAAAUAAUAUGUAUGCAAUAUAUUUAGAGAGAGAGAGAGAUUAUAUUGCAGUGAAAUAUGGCUUGCAUCUUUAUAGUAAUUCAUCACAUGACCUGGUUACUUCUGUUCAUUUAAUCAAAGCUGUCAUGAGACACACCUUCCUUAUGAAUGAAAUGAGAAUCAGAGUAACGUAGUUAGAAAAACAGAUAAUUGCUUCAUUUUUAAGCAUCAAUUACAGUGCUGUUUGUUUAACUCUGGAUGAUUGUCUGAAGGACCUCUACAGACACUAUCUCACAGCAAGACCGCAUGCAAAACAUGCAGUAAGGAGAGAAAGUUGGCGUGCAUGAACAGCGUGUUCUGUUUUGUGGUUUGGGGAGGAUUUGUCCCCAGGAGAGGGAGUGCUGGGAGGCUGCACUAGAUUAAGGUAGAUUAUAUCUGCCCACAGUCUUAUCAUAAGAAUCAGAGAUGAGGACAUAAUGCGAUGACGCACGUUACAGCUGAAAUCCUCGUGCCAGGAUUUCAUAUUUCCCACAGCGGCGUACACCUCUGUGCGCAGAUAUACUGACACGAGGCAAAGUGAAUUACUGCAUCAUGAACGUUUGUUCACACUGACGGUGAUCGAAUAAUCAACGUUAAUAGCAGGCUGCACAAUAAUGGCCAUAGUUUUUGAAAAUCUGAUCCACAAGUUAGAUAUAUUAUUAGUAAAUAAUAUAAUUUAAUACAAUGGAAAACAGCUGUAUAUAAUGCAUUAUAUCAUGAACAAGAUGAAUGUUUAGCAGUGAUUGGAAUUACCUGAAAUUGUAAUGAAAAAUGCAAUGUUUUGCAAUCAUUGCAUUUUAUUUAUUUAUUUUUAUUUUAAAUGAAAUGUGAAAUAAUGAUUGCAAAUCACAGUAGCAUAUAAUAUAAUAUAAUAUAAUAUAAUAUAAUAUAAUAUAAUAUAAUAUAAUAUAAUAUAAUAUAAUAUAAUAUAAUAUAAUAUAAUAUAAUAUAAUAAUGCAAAGUAGCUGUAUAUUAUGCAUUAAAUCAUGAGCAAGAAUUAAAAUUGCAAUGUAAAAUUAAAUGUGCUGUAAGCAGUUUUAGCUGUUUUGGAAAUCUUGUAUUUUUAUUUAUUUAAUGUGAAAAAAUAGUUUGCCAGCCACAGUAAUAUUUCUAUGACUUUCCAAAGAAGGAAAUAAAAUAUGGAGAGAUUGACUACAUUGAUCAGAAGAGAGAAAGAUGUCAAAUUUGCUGUUAUAUUAGAAGCUGCAAUUUAAUAGUAAGUUAAUACUACACGAAGUAUAGUGUUGUAAAUGUACAUGAGAUGUAAAACAAAAUGAAAUUAUAAGAAACUUUUGAUUUAUGAUGUUAAUAACGAUGGAAACUAGUUUGAAAAGAAUCCAUUGUAUCGCUCAAGUUAAAUUCUGCUCAACAUUAUGAGUUACUAGAAAUGGCCGCAUUACAUCCUCCGAUCUCAGUAUAAAACUGGACACUUGAAAUGAAGCGCUUUACACUGGAGCUUGUAGAUCUGCACAGAGACAUUAGUUUUGUAUGUUAGAUGUAAACAGUGAGGGGGAAACACUUGAUCCGAGUGAAGAGUGAGGUUGUGUGUGAGAAUCAUAACCUGCUUGUGUCCAGCGAUGUGGAUGCUGCUGCCUGUGGACGCAUGUGCUGUCCUGACACACAUACACUAACCAGAACCACCCAUCUAAUCUGUCUGUGGAGAGACACGGUGACCUCUAACUCAAAUAACCUUCCUGCAUCAGCGAUAACACGCUCGAGUUCAUCUGCAGAGCAGAUAUAUGCACUCAACACACCAGUUCAUUUACAGGUCUUUUCCAGUUUUUCAUAAUAGCUGGAUAAGUAUUAUUAUAUGUUUUAUUUCAUAUAUAUUUUCAACAUUUCUAUUUUUUAACAUUAAGUUAUUAAUCUAAUAUCUAAGUAUUAAUAUAUGUGUAUUAAUUUAGUCAUCUAAUAUUUUUUAAAUAAUGCAACUUUGUCCGUAAGUCACGAAGGCAACAUUUCCAUUUUAUUAACUUUUUUUUUUUUUACGUUUUACAAGUAAUGCUUUAUAUUUUAUUUCGGAUUUAUUUCAAUUAACAAAAUAAUUAAUUCGUAAUUUUAUUAAACAAACUAAUUAAUUUAUUCAGUUAGUUCCAAGACAUUUCCAUUUUAAAUAUUCAUCUGAUAUCAAAUAAUUUUAUUUCAGCUUUAUUUCAAUUUAUUAUUUUAAUUCACCAUUCACAUUUAAA
Carassius gibelio (silver crucian carp) is the source of this 4355-nucleotide messenger RNA. Its product is annotated as neuroplastin-like. Gene Ontology annotation, biological process: dendrite self-avoidance; homophilic cell-cell adhesion; axon guidance. The transcript has 7 exons. Gene Ontology annotation, molecular function: cell-cell adhesion mediator activity. Gene Ontology annotation, cellular component: axon; plasma membrane. The coding region runs from base 308 to 1411 and encodes 367 amino acids. NCBI's taxonomy places the organism in Eukaryota, Metazoa, Chordata, Actinopteri, Cypriniformes, Cyprinidae. The record is from RefSeq and is a predicted model, not a curated record.